AAAUAGUCUGUUGAGUUGCUCUCACGUAAUCACGUAACGCGUCUAUCUCCUCCCUUUGUUUCUUGAACCGUUCCCUUCUCUCGGACUCUCUCCUGUCUCCUCCCUUCCCUGGCGGCGACGACCGAGCGGCGGCGUCAUUUGUCCUGUCUUGGCCCAACCCUUUGCCAGCGACGAGCGCAUCCUCCAGUUUCAACAAUGAAGAUGAUCGCUGCCUACCUGCUCGCUGUCCUGGGUGGAAACACUUCCCCCACUGCUGAUGACGUUAAGAACAUUCUGGAAUCAGUUGGGGCUGAAGCUGAUGAAGAGAAACUGGACUUCCUGCUCACAGAACUCAAAGGCAAGGACAUAACAGAAGUGAUUGCAGCUGGAAGGGAAAAGUUCGCCUCCGUGCCUUCAGGUGGUGGUGCAAUUGCUGUGGGAGCUCCGGCUGCUGCAGCUGGUGGUGCUGCACCUGCUGAAGAGGCAAAGAAGGAAGAGAAGGUUGAAGAGAAGGAGGAAUCAGAUGACGAUAUGGGUUUCAGCUUGUUCGAUUAAGCACUGCUGCCCUGCAUGUAGUUUCUUCGCACGUAUGGUCUGAUACACCGGUCGGUAUCGUAUGGUCUGAUACACCGGUCGGUAUCCGCAAAAUAACCAUGCCGAGAACUAGUAUCAGUGUGCUAUUUUGCUUGUGAUAAUGGCAUGUCUAGUACUUUGGUGUCAUGAUAUGCGAGUAUGCAGUCCUCUGUGCUAUUUCGUGUGUACAUGUCUAGUACCGUUGGCAUCCUGUGAUGGUAGCAUGUCUUUCAGGAAACUUAAGAAGUUGAAUGUUAGCCUACAUAUGUGAAAUUUCAGAAUGUUCAGUACCGUAAUA
Molecule: messenger RNA, 850 nt
Organism: Panicum virgatum (switchgrass)
Lineage: Eukaryota; Viridiplantae; Streptophyta; Magnoliopsida; Poales; Poaceae
Product: 60S acidic ribosomal protein P2B-like
Exons: 4
Coding region: 196-534 (112 amino acids)
Biological process (GO): cytoplasmic translational elongation
Cellular component (GO): ribosome; cytosolic large ribosomal subunit
Molecular function (GO): structural constituent of ribosome
Source: RefSeq, a predicted model, not a curated record